UCUAGUCUGGAUGCGGAUCCCGUAGCGAUAACAAAUCAAACCGAAUAAUAGACGGAAUAAAGCGCGACAGCGGGGAUGGACGGAGGGACCGAGCUUUCCGCGAGCAUCUCUCAGAUCGUGCAGCGCCUCAGAGGGACUCAUUUACACUCCCAGAUCGAGAGGCAAGCCAAAGAGUGUUUACAUCAGCCGGACAUUAAGCUGGAGUCUCUUAAAGAGGAUGUCCGCAGUUUCCUGAAAGCGUCAGGCUGGGAGAGAAAGCUGCAGAAUGCGGUGUACAGAGAGCUGCACAUCCAGCUGCCCCCGAGCCACCCCGCCGCCCCCCCGGAGCACCUCAAGGAGCCGCUGGCCUACAUGCGCAAGGCACAGGCCAGCUGGGAGAAGCGUGUCCUUAAAAGCCUGAACAGCAUGAGCACGGAGCUCGGCGUGCCUCUGGCUCGAAUGAGGCCCGCGGCGGAGCAGAAGGAGCUCGCCAACAAAUGGAACGAGAUGGGCACGGAUGAACCAGAUUUGACUCGGUUCAGGCCUGUUUACGCCCCCAAGGACUUCCUGGAGGUGUUGAUCAGCCUGAGGAACCCGAACCACGACAGCAGCGAGGACGUCGGCGUGCGGAGCCACUGGGGCCUCAUCCAGGUUCCCCUCAACGUCCGGGACGUCCCGCAGCUGAGGCAGGCCUACUCCGAGCUCAACCUGACCAACGGGCAGCUGGGAAUCGACGACAACGCGCACAUCCAUCCAGAUUUGUUUGAAAACGAGUACAUUCAGGUCGGGAAGAAAGUGGUCGCGGAGCAGGACAGCGCCGCGGCGCAGCAGUACAGCCGGCAGGGCUGCCCCACCGGGCUCCGGGCCGAGCUGUGGGGCCUGAUCCUCAACUCCACCAACCAGCCCCAGGACGUCAUGCAUUAUGAGCAGCUGAAAGCCGGAGUCAUCCAACACGACCUGCUGGUGGACAACCUCAUCUAUAAAGAUGUGAAGCUCACCGCCAGUAACGACGAUUACUACUUUGUGUUUGAAGACUUUCUCUACCAGGUGAUGCUGUGUUUCUCCCGCGACACCGUCGUGCUGGAACACUUCAAGUACAACAGCGCCACUCCGCCCAGAUCCUACAUCCAGGGGAAAGCGGGGGACCAGGAAUGCGAAGUCGUUUAUCCUCCCAACGGCGUGAUUCCUUUCCACGGCUUUUCAAUGUACGUGGCGCCUCUGUGCUUCCUGUACAACGAGCCGUCCAAGCUGUACAGCGUCUUCAGGGAAAUGUACAUCCGCUACUUCUUCCGGCUGCACUCCAUCUCCUCGUCCCCCUCGGGCAUCGUGUCCCUGUGCCUGCAGUUCGAGCGCCUGCUCCAGGCCCACCUGCCGCAGCUCUUCUACCACCUGCGGCAGAACGGCGCUCAGCCCUUGCGUAUCGCCUUCAAGUGGAUGGUGCGAGCCUUUUCCGGCUACCUCUCCACUGACCAGCUGCUCCUGCUGUGGGAUCGGAUCCUGGGAUAUGAUUCGCUGGAGGUGGUUGCAGUCCUCGCCGCCGCCGUGUUUGCCUUCCGCGCCGAGAACCUGAUGGAAGUGACGUCGCUGGCCUCGGCCGAGGCCGUCCUCGCCGACCUGUCCACCCUGAAGGUCAUGCCACUCAUCCAGAUCUUCCUCUUCGCCACGGCCAUCUGAGGAACGCCGAGACCACGGUCCGGAGGAGGGACCCGACGCCAGAAAAGCGCCGCUCGGGGUAUGAUGCCAUGACCACGCUUACAUAACUAAUCCACCCCUGGAGGAGCCAAGUACACGGGCUGCGGAGGGGAGACCUGCACUUGCAUCUUCUCGCACUGGUCGAAGCAAAUAAAAAGAAAAGAAGAAGCCAAACCCGUCUUGAGCAUGUCCGCACCGUGAAUACCGACUAUCUAUAUCAUGUUAUUCGAGAAUAUCCGAGCCCGUGAGGCUCAGCCGGCCUCCUCGAGCCGUACGCUCUGCGGGGAAGCCGAUACGCGCUCGCAGCCGAAGCUCAUUAGGAGCCGGCGAGCAAUCGUGGCGGCGUGCGAGGGAGAACAACGGCGGAGUCUCCCAGCUUCGGCUAAUGAAGUGUUAAUUAGCUCAUGUGAUGUCUUUCUGCGGCGCGGCUCCGGCUUGUUAUAACGCCAUUAGAUAAUCCUGCCGGGGAGAUUAGAGGCUCGCCGAAAGAAACGGGAGAAAAGACGCAAACCGCGCGCCGUUACAAUUAGAAGCUGCUGCAUCCAGACAUAGUUUGAUGUGUUUAUCAUCAAGGUAUUGAGUAUUGGCGCACUCUUAAAGGGACAUCCAGCACCUUCAAGUGCCAAGGUUCACCUGUUUUUCACUUUAUCGAAUGUUUUUCUUCAUGUACUGUAAAACGAUGCUGGUUCAACCUCCAUUUAAUAUGUAACCUGGCUGCUGCCAAGUGUUGACUUAGGUAUGAAAACUGGGUCGUUUCUGCAUAUCGACGUCUCCCGAAACCGAUGGGCUAAAAAUAAUCAACCUCCCGAUCGCGCCGUUUCACCCCGAUGGUGUAACAGUCUGUCAAGAGGGGGACUUACGGCUGUUUUAGUUAUAAAACUUGAAAAACCGACACGGUUUUAGGAAGGUGACGAAAUACAGUAGGGGUGUCAAACGAGGCCUGUGGGUUUUCAGAGGUGAUUCUCGACAAAACGGUUAAUUUUCUGUUCCAAACAUGACUGUAUUUGCAUCAUUAAUAAUGUAAGAAAAUGAAAUGACGGCGAUUAGGACAUAAAUAGUGUUACAGUAUUUUAAAUCGCAUAAAAUGAGGAAAUGGUGAGUGCAGUAUGAAUGCUCGGUAUUUUAAAUCGAGGCUCGCUGUUACUUUGAACUUGUACGUUUGUUUUCUAACUUUCUGGAAACUUGAGACGCCGCCGUGUUUUUCCACCAUCCCUGGCAGUUGUCCCCAAAGUUUUCACAUGUCAUCUUGUGUGUGACAACCGGGAAAACGUGAGUAUUUCUGCUAUGCGCAGACUCUAAAGCAGUUCAAACAUGAAAAGUAGGUUAAACUUAAUUAUCUCGUUGAACCUGCUUUUCUUUUCACGGCAGCCAGGUCACAUUUUGGGGUAUAGUUCAUCUCAUGACUGUUUGUUUUACUGUGUCAUUUUGUUUAUUUAUUUUUUAAUACCUCAUGUGUUGUUAAUGUUAUUUGCAGGUCAGUUCCAUGUGCAGGUUUAAUUUAAUUAUUAUUUUUUUUU
This is a messenger RNA of Salarias fasciatus (jewelled blenny), 3188 nucleotides long. It is a transcript of the gene tbc1d19, whose product is annotated as TBC1 domain family, member 19. The transcript is spliced from 21 exons. The record is from RefSeq and is a predicted model, not a curated record. The coding region runs from base 76 to 1653 and encodes 525 amino acids. Lineage: Eukaryota; Metazoa; Chordata; Actinopteri; Blenniiformes; Blenniidae.